GUAGUCGAAAUGAGUUUAUAGUUGGAGGGAAAUACCGCCUUGUUAAAAAGAUUGGUAGUGGUUCUUUUGGGGAUAUUUACCUCGCCGUCAACAUGACUAAUGGAGAUGAAGUAGCAGCCAAGCUUGAAUCUCAGCAAGCUCGUCAUCCCCAGCUAUUGUACGAAUCUAAGCUCUACAAGAUACUGCAAGGGAGUGUUGGUAUUCCAACCGUGCGAUGGUAUGGCCAAGAGAGAGAUUAUAACGUUUUAGUAAUGGAACUCCUCGGACCAAGCUUGGAGGAUUUGUUUAACUUUUGUUCGCGUCGUUUCACAAUGAAGACAGUUUUGAUGCUCGCAGACCAAAUGAUAAGUCGCGUGGAGUACGUCCACAAUAAAAACUUUAUUCAUCGCGAUAUCAAGCCGGACAAUUUCCUCAUGGGAGUGGGCAAAAAUUGCAACAAGUUAUAUUUGAUCGACUUCGGACUAGCCAAAAAGUAUCGAGAUAGUCGAUCAAAACAACACAUCCCUUACCGAGAAGACAAAAACCUGACUGGAACAGCUCGCUACGCCAGCAUUAACGCACAUCUGGGAAUCGAACAGUCAAGAAGGGAUGAUAUGGAAUCUCUAGGGUAUGUUCUGAUGUAUUUCAACAGAACAAGCUUACCAUGGCAAGGUCUGAAAGCGGCAACAAAGAAGCAAAAAUAUGAGAAGAUAAGYGAGAAGAAAAUGUCAACUCCAGUAGAAGUGCUUUGUAAGGGCUUUCCUGCAGAAUUCGCCAUGUACCUAAACUACUGCCGUGGCCUUCGAUUUGACGAAGCACCCGACUACAUGUAUCUUCGACAGCUAUUCCGAAUUUUAUUUCGUACUCUGAACUAUCAAUAUGACUAUAUUUUCGACUGGACUAUGUUGAAACAGAAGGCAGCACAAGCGAGUGCGGUUUCUGGAACGACAGCGCAUGCCAAAAAACCUGAUCACUCGGCACAACUCUCCCAUGCAUUGAUGAAACAAAAAGGAAUGUACGAUGGCAUGUACUAAGUCAAUAAGCACACCAAGGCUUCCACUUUUAAAACUAGACUUGUAAAAAAGCUUCUACUUGAAAGAUAACAAGAAAUUGCCUUUCAGUUUCUAGCAGUCUUCAGGAAAAGACUUAGUACAUGGCAUCGUGCAUUGCAAAGAUUGGGACUUAAUACGUGAUGGAAAAGUGACUUCUUUAACCUCUCGUUUGACCAACGUUUUAUUGAUAUUAUCUGAAAGAGAAAUUGUAAAUAGUUUUUUGUCCACAAAAAAUACGACAUGCAACCGUGGUUCGACGAAAUAACUCCACAGGCAGAAUAUUUAUGUUUUCACAUAGAAAAAAAAUGUCAUCUGUGUUUAGUGUAAUAUGCACAAGUACCUUGUAACCAAAACCCACCGAAAACGAGUUUUACCUUAAGCUAAGUCCAUAAAUUAAAUCCGAGAUUCACGAUUUAUUUUAAUCCCUGUAUUCGCUUUCACUCUUAAGUUUCUUGUGUUUGUCAUGUAAGUUUUCCUUCCAUUCUAUUGUAAUURUUGAAAUGUUCAGUUUGAAAUUAUAUUUUCAUUAUGUGACAUAGCUUGAAGUUUUUGUUUUCAUUUUUAUAAUUAUUAAAAUUAAUUUAGAAGCAA
Exaiptasia diaphana is the source of this 1622-nucleotide messenger RNA. RefSeq names its product casein kinase I. NCBI's taxonomy places the organism in Eukaryota, Metazoa, Cnidaria, Anthozoa, Actiniaria, Aiptasiidae. Gene Ontology annotation, biological process: negative regulation of canonical Wnt signaling pathway; signal transduction; peptidyl-serine phosphorylation. The record is from RefSeq and is a predicted model, not a curated record. Gene Ontology annotation, cellular component: nucleus; cytoplasm. Gene Ontology annotation, molecular function: ATP binding; protein serine/threonine kinase activity.